Humulus lupulus (European hop) is the source of this 1352-nucleotide messenger RNA. RefSeq names its product non-functional NADPH-dependent codeinone reductase 2-like. Gene Ontology annotation, cellular component: cytosol. Gene Ontology annotation, molecular function: aldose reductase (NADPH) activity. The coding region runs from base 152 to 1126 and encodes 324 amino acids. The record is from RefSeq and is a predicted model, not a curated record. The transcript has 4 exons. NCBI's taxonomy places the organism in Eukaryota, Viridiplantae, Streptophyta, Magnoliopsida, Rosales, Cannabaceae.
UAUAAGUGCACGCCUUUCUAGGCUAAAGGAAGAAACCAGUUAGUUUUGGCCACAAAAUUAUUUGGUUUUUGCCUAUGAUUUAUAUUCUCAUCAAGUUAGAGAGUACCAUAGAUCGAUCAUAAAUCAAAGAGAGUAAUUAGGACAACUACUAAUGGCAGCCAUUAAUGUUCCGGAGUCGAAGCUCAGCUCAACUCAGAAGCUGAUACCAAUGGUGGGCUUCGGUACCGCUGAGUACCCUUUCGGCACCUCCACCGCCGACUGUAUGAGGGAAGCCAUCGUUGAGGCUAUGAGGGUUGGUUACCGACACUUCGACUCAGCUGCUCUUUACCAGUCGGAACAGUCUCUUGGAGAGGCCAUAGAGGAAGCCCUAAGCCUUGGCAUUAUCAAAUCCAGGGACGACCUCUUCAUCACCACCAAGCUUUGGUGUACCGAUGCUCAUCCUCAAUGUGUUCUUCCUGCCUUGAACAAAUCACUCAAAACUUUGGGACUGGAAUAUGUUGAUCUGUAUUUAAUACAUUGGCCAGUGAGUGUGAAGAUGGGUGUGCAUGAGUUCCCAGUGAAGAAAAAUGAGAUUGUUCCCAUGGAUAUAAAAUUGGUAUGGGAAGAUAUGGAGGAGUGUCAUAAUCUUGGCCUUGCCAAAGCCAUAGGGGUCAGCAAUUUCUCUUGCAAGAAGCUUGAACUACUGCUUUCUACUGCUAAAAUUCCACCGGCUGUUAAUCAAGUGGAGAUGAACCCAAUUUGGCAGCAAAAGAAGCUGAGAGAAUUUUGCGAAGAAAAGGGUAUACUUAUCAUGGCUUAUUCUACUUUGGGAGCCAAAGGAACACCUUGGGGUCAAACCUGGGUCAUGGAUUGUGAGGUGCUCCAUCAGAUCGCCAAUGAGAAAGGCAAAACUAUUGCUCAGGUGUGUUUGAGAUGGGCGUACGAGAAAGGAGUUAGUGUGCUAGUAAAGAGCUUUAACAAGGAAAGAAUGAAAGCCAACUUAGACAUAUUUGAUUGGAAGCUAACCAAUGAAGAGGUCCAAAAGAUUAGCCAAAUUCCACAACGCAGAGGAUUUCCGGCGCUCGAAUUCAUCUUCGAAGAUGGCCCUUUUAAAACUGUUGAGGAUCUUUGGGAUGGCGAGAUUUAAUCAUUCAUAUAUUAAUCCUAUAUAUGUGUUAAUUUGGAAUUCAUAUUUUAGGAAGGAAAAUAAAUAGAUUCUAAGAGAUUUCAUUUUUUUUGGAUUCAAACAAUGAAUUGGACAGAGAUUUUGUUUUGAAGAUAAGAAUUCAGUUUAUUGUUUCUAUGGAAAAACCUAACAUUGUCAAGUUUUUGGAUCUUAGAUGCGUAUUUAUACAACUAAUAGUUUCCUUGUG